This is a messenger RNA of Sinocyclocheilus rhinocerous, 9701 nucleotides long. It is a transcript of the gene nbeal2, whose product is annotated as neurobeachin-like 2. Bases 512 to 8857 code for a protein of 2781 amino acids. Lineage: Eukaryota; Metazoa; Chordata; Actinopteri; Cypriniformes; Cyprinidae. The record is from RefSeq and is a predicted model, not a curated record. Gene Ontology annotation, biological process: intracellular protein localization. The transcript is spliced from 54 exons. Gene Ontology annotation, molecular function: protein kinase binding. Gene Ontology annotation, cellular component: membrane; cytosol.
UCCUGCUCUCCAGUGCCAUUCCAUCCCUGCUAAUUCUCACAAUCAGCUGUGACAUGAUGCUCAAUGAUUUUCCUUCAUCUUGUGCAGCUUUGAGGCUGAACUCCUCCCGGCUAUGUCUUGCUUUGCUCUCUACUGCCACUGUAACGCUCGAGAGGAGGGGAGUGAACAGGGUAAUGAAUGCGUGCACAGACAAGUGCGUUCAACUCCUCUAGAAUUCCUCCAGCAGAGAUGUGCGUUUAUCCGGCGCGAUUUCUCAAAUGUUGCUCUCUACAUUCUUUAGUUUCUUUCUUCGGAAUUGUCAUUUUGACCCACCCUCCAUCUAAAACACGUGCAACUUUGGGAGAGCUUGGCAACCAGGUAGUGGACAGCUGUACAGCAGCAUGCCGUUUCUAGCAAACAGUAUUCCCUGGAUCUUCGCUGAGUCAAUCCAUGGCCACUUCGUUUGUGGAAGUAUAUUCAGCUGGUUUGAUUGACGCCUAAGUGGAGGGAAUACGCAGACGGGCGAGGGAGAAUGGCUUCGAAAGAGCGACUGUACGAGCUGUGGAUGUUAUAUUACACUAAGAAAGAUGUCACUUACCUGCAGCAAUGGUUGGAGGCAUUCGUGGCGUCUUUUGAGAAGGUCAUUGAUGUGCAGUCGACGGAGCCUCGUCGGCUGGAGGAAUGGAGCGCCGAUGUCCCCCUCCUCCCCAAGGAGGUGUUGGUGUUCCUCAGCACCCAGCUGUGGCACAGUGCCCUCCACAUGUCAGGGCAGGAUCAGAGCAGCACUGCUCCACACCCACUGCUCCUCAUCAAGUUCUUCAUCAUCAUCUGCAGGAAUAUGGAGAAUAUAGACUCUGAAAAGACCCCGGGGUUUGUGUUUGAGACAAUCAAGCUCCUAAACUUCUGUUUGACUCAGCUGAAGAAGCAGCCAGAUGAUCAGAGCACUUUACAGUCGGUGGUACAACAUGGCUUGCUGCUGUGUGAAAAUCUCUUUGACCCUUAUCAGACGUGGAGGAGACGGCAGGCAGGGGAGGAGGUCAGUAUGCUGGAGAGAAGCAAGUAUAAAUUCUCACCUCUUGUUCUACCAGAGGAGCUUCCUUUGCUCUUCCACGACUACCUACAAGAGAGCGAACUAAUCCCAGAGCCGCUCGUGGUGAGACUGGUGCAUCUACAGGGAGCUGUAAUCAGUGGAUGCAAGAGGAACGGCCUUGUCUCCAUCACCCCCCAGGCUGUGAAGGACCUCAUGUCCGUGCUGCGUUCCUGGUGCCUCACUCCAGCCUCACCCCCACAAGAGCCCAAGGAUCCUUGGCUGCUCAAAAUGACCCUGCGGUGCCUGACUGCAAUGAUCCACCUUCUGCACUCCAGCAGCCCAGCCGAGAGGCAGGUGGAGAUCCGGACAGUACUGGAUAGUUACUUCCAGCUGCUCAACUGGAACCGGCCACCAGACAGCCAGCAGGAAGAUAUGCAGACCUGGGAGGAUAACCUCAUUACCCUUCUCGAACAUAUGCUGAAUGCUAUCCCAGAGAUCCUGCAGUGUUCAGACCGGCCGGUGUUGCAGGCUAUCUUUCUGAAUAACAACUGUUUCGAGCACAUCCUCCGCCUCAUCCAGAACAGCAAGCUAUAUCAGAGUAACAGGUUUAAGGUGGAGUGUGAGGGCCAAUGUGACCUCACUACACGGUUGCUCACAGAGGCUGAAGUGGAGCAGGUCUGGGAAAAGGGCUCUGACUGCAUCACAGUACACGCCAUUCGAGUUCUCACUGCCAUAAUGAGCAACUCGCCCUCUGCCAAGGAGGUCUUCAAGGAGCGGAUUGGCUACUCACAGUUGUUUGAUGUGUUGAAAAGUCAAGGACAGCCCACCAAAAGACUCCUGCAGGAGCUGAUGAACAUGGCUGUUGAAGGAGAACAUUCCCAGGCCAUGCAGUUGGGCAUCAGUAAUGAACAGCCUUUGCUCCUGCUGCUGCAGUGGUUGCCUGAUCUGGGCUCUCGCUCUCUGCAGCUGCUGGUGUCCCAGUGGCUGGCGGCCGUGUGUCGAGGAACUCUGUCCUGCCGCACUGUAGCCGUUGAGGUGGGCUUAGUAGGCGCUUUGCUGGAGGUGCUAUCCGAAGCCCCGGAGAGGCUCGACCGGCAGUGUGCAGAUGCCCUCUUGGGCUUGCUUCAAGACUUGGGAUCUCUUUCUCUACGGCCCUGUGAACUGAAGAGUCUGCUGAAGCUCUUGCGGGCCGAGCCUGGUGCACCCCCUCACCCGUACUGCGGGCGCGUGGUAAGGGUGCUUUCUGCCAUGGCCGCUCGCGGAGAGGGUGGAUGCAGCGCCUUGCAGUAUUUUGACCUUACGCCCCCUAUGGCAGGUAUUAUGGUGCCAGCUAUACAACGCUGGCCAGGAAACGCGUUUGCUUUCCACGCUUGGCUGUGCCUCAACACAGACUUUCCUCCUCCCCAGCACCACUACUCAGAAUCUCACCUGACAAACACGGAUAAUAUGGUUCGAAUGGCUAAGGGACCACGUAGGAAACAGCUUUACAGUUUCUUCACAGUGAGCGGAACUGGCUUUGAAGCUUUUUUCACCACAGAAGAAGUUCUGGUGGUGGCAGUAUGUACUAAAAAGGAAUACAUGGCCGUUUCCCUGCCAGAACACCCAUUCAAUGAUUGCGCCUGGCACUCAGUAGCCAUUGUUCACGUUCCUGGCCGUCGGCCCUUUGGACAGAAUGUGGUCACUGUUUAUGUGGAUGGAGUGCAGUGUAAAACAGCACCCCUGCGCUUUCCUUCUCUGAAUGAGCCUUUCACUUCCUGCUGCAUUGGAACAGCUGGUCAACGGACCUCUACCACCAUGACUACCUCUCCGACCCUGCCCAACCCGUCCCACUCGCCCUCCGAGAUGGCAUUUGCAGCACAUGCUGGGCCACCCACCCUUGCACGUUCCCAGUCCUUCCCUGCAUCCUUUGCAGCAGCCGCAGGGGGGCGGCCAGGUGUGAGUCGGGACAGUCCAGUUCACACCAUCCCGGCAGGGCUACAGGACACUGCGUGGGGCUCUCCUUCAUCACUGGGUGGCCUUUUAGCCACGGUGUUCAUCUGCCAUGAAGCUCUGCAGCCUGCUCAGGCACGAGCCCUGUUCACUGCAGGUCCCAAUAAUGUUUCUCUAUUCAAAGCUGAUGGUGAACCUUCAGAAGUCAACAGUAAACUAGUGUUAUAUUACACCCCACAGGCCUUUAAGAUCCAGAUCUGUUUGGAUUUGUCCCCCAACCAUCUUUACGAUGGCAGGCUGACUGGUCACAGAGUGGUGAACUGGGACGUCAAGGAUGUUCUGAGCUCAGUUGGUGGCAUGGGAGCUCUCCUGCCCCUGCUGGAGCAGGUGUGUUUACUGGAUCAGGGCGAGACUGUAGGUCAGGAGACUUCAGAUCUUCUCGGGCCAGAGCUCACAUCCUCCAGGGGCCCUGCCGGCAUGCUGCUGCCACUGGGGAAGUCAUCUGGUCAGUACUCUCUCAGUUGUGACACAUUGGUAGCAACAUGUCUGAUUCCAAUCCCUCUCUCUCUUCCCAUCAUCCAUGUUCCCAGCAGUAUGAUGGACAUGAGUGUAUUGAUGGCCUGUCAGUUCCUGCUCAAGCAGGUGUCCAACGAGGGCAACAAUGCCCUUCUAUCACAGCUGUACCAGUACCUGCUCUUUGACUUCAGAAUCUGGAGCCACAGCCACUUUGCAGUCUGCCUGGGUCAUGUGCAGUACCUUGCCACCAUCAUCAAUGAAGGCAAGCUGAAGACUCGUAAGAGGUAUGGUGUUCAGUAUAUCCUGGACUCGAUUCGGACACACUACAGUGUGGAGAAGGAUGGCAGUCCUCUGUCUGAUGAGAGGCAGACGGUGCAGAUCUCUCUUUUCGCUCUGCUGAAGGACCUUCUGAAAUCUCCCACUGCUGAGGAGCUGCACAGUGUGCUAUCCUACGCUGCUAUAGUGCAGGACGAGCCACAGGUGAUCAGUAUUCUGGAUGUGUUACACACUGUAUUGAGGAGUUCUCCAUCUCCACGUGAGCAGGCUGUGACGGUUCUUCUGGAGCGAGGGGUGGAGCAGCUCUACUGUCUGCUGCUUAAAACCAACUAUGGAGACGAGGCUCGUGAGAGAGUUUUCAGGGUCUUGUAUAAAGUCCUGAAGAGUGAACGUAUACCUGAACGCAGUAAAAUGCGCAUCAAGCUCAAGGACUCUGGCUACCUUGGGCUGGUCUGCUCCUUUGGUGACGUCCCCAUCACAAUGGUGACUGUACGCUGUCUGUAUGAGCAGGUGCUCGCCACAGAUCCCACUCCUAAUUUUAGAGACCUGUUGGCAGUGGCAUACCUGUCCCAUCGUGCUGACCUCAGCGUCCGACUAGAUAUCUGUCGUAAGCUCUUCCACUUGAUCUACUCCAAUGAAGAGUAUGUGAAGCAGCUCGCUCGUCAGUCAGGCUGGCAGGAUGUUCUCACCAAACUCUACAUCAAAGAAUCGUACGAGUCUCGCGUUCUCAGCCAAUCCAAUUCUUUGUCCAGCCCCACCAACUCGCUGGACCCCGUUCUUUCCAGACGCGUCUUCCAUCGUGAGGACAGCGUAAUGGAGGACACUCGGCAGAACGUCUACAUUUCCCUCACUGCCCGCCACGAAGAGGAGUACGAGGAGGAAGAAGCUCAGGAUGCGUCUGAGGGCUACUCUGACCUCUCCCAGUCUCCCCCGUCAACCGGACAACUCAAGAGCGAUUCCUUGCACUUCAAGCCAUUUGACUCCGGAGAACAAAGCAGUCAUUCGUCCACCCUGUCCAACACUUUGGACAUUCCAUCGUCGUCCCGUUUGCUGGAAGAAGAGGAAAUCGUGUACCAGCCACUCUCACCCUUCAGCUCAGCCUUUGAGCUGGAACUAAGCCUUCAAAAAGGACCCCAGACACCUGUGGGUAGCCAGCCAGAGACCCCCUCUCCUCUGGAGCACAGUAAGAGCUUCCCAGGCAUGAGGCCACGCAAGAGCUCCAGUCUGUCCAACGUUCUGGACAACACAAGCUACAGCACCGAACCUCCUACAGACACCAUCUCCAACACAUCCAACCCACAGGCUCCCGAGGAGGAGUUGUGUAAUUUGCUGACGAACAUCGUAUUCUCUGUGCUGUGGAGCGGCACUGAGGGGUCUGAGGAUGUGAUAUGGAGAGAAAGGGGUCAGGUGUUCUCUGUCCUCACCAAGCUUGGCUCAUCCUGUCAGCUGGUGCGGCCACCUGAUGACAUCAAACGCAGUCUGUUGGAGAUGAUGCUGGAGUCGUCUCUGUCAGAUUUGAGGGACUCUCAGGGCGUGUCUCUACCCCAUGUGCCUUCUUUGCUCCGCCUCCUCAGACUGCUUCAGGACUUCCUGUUCGCCGAGGGCACUGACAAUCAAACACUAUGGAGUGAGAAGAUUUUUGAGGGGGUGGUGAAUCUGUUGGACAGGCUGCAGGCAUGGCACACGACCCCUGGGUCAGCGGGGGCCGCUGAGCUCAAAGAGAUGUCUCUGAUCGGCCUGCGUAUCAUCACUGGAUACAUUCAGCAGCAGCAGAACCCACAGGUGUGUGAGAUGGCGUGUUUGAAGCUUCAUAGCCUGCUGCAAACUGUGUUAUGUCUGUCCUGGGAGGAGGUGUGUUUUCUUCUGGGUCGUCUCGGUGCACCACUUUGGCCUGCAAACUGUGGCUCCGACCCGGGCGCCGAGGCUUUGCUGAGCCCUCUGGUGCCCAUCGUCCGAGCGCUUCUGGAUCAGCAUGCGGAUCGAACCACCCUUCAGAAGAUGCUCCCCAACCUGCCCGCCACCAACGGCAGCCCCUCCUUCGCCCAGGAUCUCCAGAACUACUGCAGCACCGCUGAGUGGCAGCAGUUCCACCAGAACCACGUGGAGCCCACAAUGCAGCAGUAUGAGCUAGACACUUUUGGGAAGAGUCAUGACCUGAUGUCCAAUUUUUGGAAUUCCUGCUUUGAUGCCCUCAUGAGCACUGCACAGAGGAGAGACAAGGACCGCUCCGACUGCAAAGCCAAGUUUCAGGAGCUCAUCAUUGACACGUACCUGAAACGAAUGCGCACAGAGAACAGCCGCUACCACAGUGUGCAGAAGAUGAUUAACAGCCAGCAGGGGGUGGUGUGGAGGCACUGGAAAUCACUGCGCAGGUUACUGAGCUGUGAGAGAAGAGCCUGGGCACUCAGGGUUCAGCCAGAGGUGAACUGGAAACUGUCGAGCGCAGAGACGUACUCUAAGAUGCGUCUGAAGCUGGUGCCAAAUUACAGCUUUGACUCCCACAGUGAUGCCAGCGCACUGAGAGAUAACAUGGGAGCCGACAGCCCUCGCAGCUCAACCGAGCCCAUCCCUCUUGCUGUUGCAAAGGAAGCCAAAGUUAGUGACAUGGAGGAUGACAAACUAGAGGAUUUUGAAGAUUUUGUCUUCAUUGAUGAGGCGGAGGAGGGCGAGGAGGAGAGCCAGAAGGAAAAGCUGGUGCUCUCAGAGGAGUGUGAGCUCAUCACUAUUGUUGCCGUGGUACCAGGUCGUCUGGAGGUCACAACGCACCACCUGUACUUCUACGAUGGCAGCAGUGAGAAAGAGGAGACAGAGGAAGGCAUUGGGUUUGAUUUCAAGAGGCCGUUGUCACAGCUAAGGGAAGUCCACCUGAGGCGCUACAACCUGCGGAGAUCGGCAUUAGAGCUGUUCUUCAUCGACCAGGCACACUACUUCAUCAACUUCAGGAAAGGGGUCCGGAACAAAGUCUACUCCAGGAUCCUAGGUCUCAGACCACCCAAUCUCUUCUACUUUGGUUCUCGCUCUCCUCAGGAGCUCCUGAAAGCCUCCAACCUGACUCACAGAUGGAUUUGCAGAGAGAUCUCCAAUUUUGAAUAUCUGAUGCAGCUCAACACCAUUGCUGGUCGCACAUACAAUGAUUUAUCCCAGUAUCCAGUGUUCCCCUGGGUGCUGUGUGACUACACAUCUGCUGAAUUGGAUCUGGAGGACCCAGCUGUUUUCAGAGAUUUGUCCAAACCCAUUGGUGUCGUCAACCCUCGACAUGCACAGAACGUCAGGGAAAAGUAUGAGAGUUUUGAGGAUUCAACAGGCACUAUCGAUAAGUUCCACUAUGGCACACACUACUCUAAUGCUGCCGGCGUCAUGCACUACAUGAUCCGCACAGAGCCCUUCACCUCAUUACAUAUACAGCUCCAGAGCGGCAAGUUUGAUUGUGCCGAUAGGCAGUUUCAUUCAGUAGCAGCAGCAUGGCAGGCACGAAUGGAGAGUCCAGUUGAUGUGAAGGAGCUCAUCCCAGAGUUCUUCUACUUCCCAGAUUUCCUGCAGAACAUGAACAGUUUUGAUCUGGGCUGCUUGCAAAUCAGUCAGGAGAAGGUCAAUGAUGUGUUGAUUCCCCCCUGGGCGUCUUCGCCUGAAGACUUCAUCAGGAAACACCGCAAAGCUUUGGAGAGUGAGCAUGUGUCUGCUCACCUACACGAGUGGAUCGAUCUCAUAUUCGGGUAUAAGCAACGAGGACCUGAAGCGGUGGAAGCUCUCAAUGUCUUCUACUACUGCACUUAUGAGGGUGCAGUGGAUCUGGACGCCAUAGCUAAUGAGACCGAGCGCAAGGCCCUUGAAGGCAUCAUCAGCAACUUUGGCCAGACGCCCUGUCAGCUUCUCAAGGAGCCCCAUCCUCCCCGUAUGUCAGCAGAGAACGCAUUCAGGCGGCAGGCCCGUCUGGACAUUCUGCCUCCCAACCUUUUUGAUCAGCUCACUAAACUCCGAUCUUUUAAAGAGGUGGUGAGUGAUGGUCUGCCUUUAGUCCAAGCCGUGGUGCCCAGAAAUCAAACCCGCUCCUUUAUCAUCCCUGGUUCUGAUGUACUGGUGACAGUGAGUGUUAAUGGAAUGAUAGGCACUCAUAGCUGGCUGCCCUACGACAAGAACAUAGCUAAUUAUUUCACCUUCACCAGAGACCCCACUGUGAGCAACCCAAAGACCCAGCGGUUCCUCAGCGGGCCGUUCUCCCCAGGGGUGGAAAUCGGGUCCCAGGUGCUGGUGGUGUCCACUGACGGGCGUCUGCUGUUCAGUGGGGGGCACUGGGACUGCCGCAUUAGGGUCACUAUGUUAGGCAAGGCCAAGCUGGUGGGCAGGAUCUGCCGUCACAUAGAUGUGGUCACAUGCCUGGCUUUGGAUCUCUGUGGUAUCUACCUCAUCUCUGGCUCACGAGACACCACCUGCAUGGUGUGGCAGGUCCUACAGCAGGGUGGUUUCUCUAGCGGUCUGUCUCCACGGCCCGUGCAGGUGCUCUGUGGACAUGAUCAAGAGGUCGCAUGUGUCGCCAUCAGCACUGAGUUGGAUAUGGCGAUCUCAGGGUCAAAGGAUGGCACAGUAAUCAUGCACAGUGUGCGUCGUGGACAGUACCUGCGGACCCUGAGACCGCCGUGUGAGAGCUGCCUUGCUGCCCCUGUGGCACACCUGGAGGUCGGCAUGGAAGGGCACAUAGUGGCACAGACUGUUAUGGAGGGCCGCACUGCUGGAAAGGAGAAGUAUGCACUGCAUGUGUACUCUGUGAAUGGCACUCUCUUAGCAUCUGAGACCUUGGACGAGAAGAUUUCAGCUUUGCAUCUGGUGCCUGACUACCUCAUCGUAGGCACACAACAGGGGAACCUUCACAUUCGAGACUUGUACAGUUUGAAUCUGGCUGUUGCGCCCUUGGCCCUGAAGGUCCCUGUGCGCUGUGUGUCUGUCACGAAAGAGAGCAGUCAUAUCCUGGUGGGCCUGGAGGAUGGCAAACUCAUUGUGGUGGGAGCAGGAAAACCGGAAGAGGUGCGGUCUGGGCAGUUUUCCCGCCGACUGUGGGGCUCCACACGCAGAAUCUCCCAGGUGUCCGCAGGAGAGACCGAAUACAACCCUGUCGAGCCUCCUGCUAAAUGAGCCCCUGCACAUGCCUUCAGCAAACACUGUGCAUCCACAAGAGAUGAGAGCGUCGGCGCUCCUGCACCACUCGUCCGCUUUCCUGCCCUUCUAAAACAGAGAGCUUGGGAACAAGAGUUAAGGGAACACAAGUGGUGAACAUCCAAACAUGCACUUUUAUACAAAAAGGGAAAAGAACAUUCUUCUCGAAAAUGCAAUGGUUUGUACUGCUUUUAACAGACAAACAUUCCAAAGAUUUUUGAUCAGGCGAAUCAGGCAGUCGCCUGCAAACUUUUUAAGCGUUGACGGCUAAGACUGAACUUUUUAAAAGCAGUAUGUUCUGUCCUGUGAAUCACAGACUGUCUUCUCACUGGCUGGAGCUCAGUGUGAUGGACUUAGUCUCUUGUCACUGAGUGACAAACCGUCAUCACCUGAGCCGUUUUAUAGUAUAGUAGAUCUUAUGCUGAUUUUUGCUUUUGUACACUGGUACUCCGUCUGACACUUGAAAACCUUCUUAUAUUAAACAAUAUGACGCCAGAUUUUUCCAUGGGACGGGCACCAAUAGAGACAUUUUAGCUCUGUGCAUGUACAAUAUGUGGGUGUGUGUGUUUGUAUUGCUUUGCACGGUUACUUGCAGACGCUUUGUAUAACGCAAUAAUUAAUGUGACGCCUAAAUUAGAACAAGAUCCUUUCACUCUUGUUUAAUGGUGUGAAGCGCUUUGAGCCCUACUAAGUCUUGUGACUUGAUUCAGUACCUCUGGUGCCUUAAAACAGGUAAACAAUAGAAAUGAUUAUGACAUGAAAUGUAUUAAAGGGGUAGUUCACCUGAAAAUGAAAGUUUUGUCAUCAUUGACUCACCCUUAUG